Molecule: messenger RNA, 1617 nt
Organism: Dovyalis caffra
Lineage: Eukaryota; Viridiplantae; Streptophyta; Magnoliopsida; Malpighiales; Salicaceae
Source: the annotation of a GenBank genome assembly
AUGCUGUCUUUAUUGCGCAGUAUAACCUUUAUACCCAGCACCAUCAUCUCUCCCCUGCCAAAACCCAGUAAAAGCUCCGAUCUUUCUGUUCACCUCUCAAACAUUAUGUCUUGGUCUUGCAAGAAAUGCACUUUCAUGAACUCCCCAUCACCAAAACCCACUUGCCAAAUAUGUCUUUCACCUCCUUCACCCCCUCCUCUACCUUCCUCGUCUUCAAAUCAAGAAACCCCAAAAUGGUCUUGCAAGGCUUGUACUUUCUUGAACCCGUAUAAGAACAGUAGCUGUGAAGUAUGUGGCACUAGAGGUUCUGUUUAUUCUCUCUCUAGUUUGGAGGAUUUGACUGAUACUAGUGGUCUUGAUGGUGAUGUGGAUUCUUCUGUUGGGUCAGUUUUCAUGCCCUUAAGGCCUUGUAAGAGGAAGGUUAGAGAGUCAUUUGAUGGUGAUCAAGAGGGUGGGUUUCGUGGGGUUAAGUCUUUGAAUAAUGUGGAAGAUAGAGGUGAUGCGGAUUGUGUGAAAUCGGGUGGAUUCCAAGGGGUUAAAGCAUCAAAUAAAGGAGCUACUGUUUUAAAGGAUGGAGGUGAUGGCCAUAGUGUGAAAUUGGGUGGGUUUCAAGGGGUUAAAGCAUCAAACAAGGGAGUCACAGUUCAAAAGGAUGAAAGUGACGGGGUUAGUGUGAAAUUGGGCGCAUCUCAAGGAGCUAGGGCAUCAAACAAGGGAGUGGCUGUUUUAAUGGAGGAUGCUGAUUCAGCAGCAGUGCGGGGUUCCUUCAAGAUUUUGAGCUACAAUGUUUGGUUCCGAGAAGACCUGGAGAUGCAUAAGAGGAUGAAAGCACUUGGUGAACUUAUUCAACUACAUUCACCAGAUGUCAUUUGUUUGCAGGAGGUUAUUCCUGAUAUAUAUAGCAUAUUUCAGCAAUCCAGCUGGUGGAAAGCAUAUCAAUGCUCUGUUUCAUCCGAGGAAGCAAGUGCAAGAGGAUACUUUUGUAUGCAGUUAAGCAAACUGCCAGUAAAAUCCUUCAGCUCUAAGCCCUUUAGGAAUUCAAUAAUGGGGAGAGAACUUUGCAUUGCUGAGCUUGAAGUUCCAGGAAACAAGUCAUUGGUUGUUGCCACUAGCCAUCUUGAGAGUCCUUGUCCAGCACCUCCAAAAUGGGAUCAGAUGUUCAGCAAGGAACGCGUGGAUCAGGCAAAGGAGGCCAUCAACCUUCUGAAGAAGAACUCAAAUGUGUUUCCUUUUCCUGAUGGAUGGGUUGAUGCCUGGGUAGAGUUGAAGCCAGGAGAUAAUGGAUGGACGUACGAUACCAAAUCCAACCAAAUGUUGUCUGGUAAUCGUACACUGCAAAAGAGACUGGAUCGAUUCAUAUGCAAUCUGCAUGAUUUUAAGAUCAGUAAAAUUGACAUGAUUGGUAAGGAGGCAAUACCUGGUUUAUCACAUAUCAAGGAGAAGAAAGUGAGAAAAGAAGUAAAGAAGUUGGAGCUACCUGUUUUGCCUAGUGAUCAUUAUGGUUUGCUUUUAACAAUUUCCCGUCUAACAAAUGCCAGGAUGCAAAGGCUUGGAAGCAGUUUGCAGAGCAUGCUUGUACCAAUUUUGUAUAGAACUUUUCGGAUUGAAAUGAUAUGA